This is a messenger RNA of Lepidothrix coronata (blue-crowned manakin), 1569 nucleotides long. RefSeq names its product keratin, type II cytoskeletal 6A-like. Gene Ontology annotation, molecular function: structural constituent of skin epidermis. Bases 1 to 1569 code for a protein of 522 amino acids. The transcript has 8 exons. The record is from RefSeq and is a predicted model, not a curated record. Gene Ontology annotation, cellular component: keratin filament. Gene Ontology annotation, biological process: intermediate filament organization; keratinization. NCBI's taxonomy places the organism in Eukaryota, Metazoa, Chordata, Aves, Passeriformes, Pipridae.
AUGUCUCGCCAGUCCACCGUGCGGAUCCAGCGGGGCCGGAGCGGCUUCAGCGCCGCCUCGGCCGCGGUGCCCGGCACGUGCCGGACCAGCUUCAGCUCCUGCUCCGUCACCCGCCUGGGGGGCUGCGGCGCCGGCAGCGGCUUCGCCAGGGUCGGGGGGGGCUUCGGCAGCAAGAGCCUCUACAACGUCGGCGGCUGCAAGAAGAUCUCCGUGGCUGGAAGGGGUGGGAGCUUCUACGGAGCCGGGAGCGCCUACGGGGGCGGCUUCGGCGUCCCCGCCAACCUCGGCUACGGGUACCCCGCCUUCCCGGCGGGGGGCAUCCACGAAGUCUCCGUCAACCAGAGCCUCCUGAAGCCCCUCAACCUGGAGAUCGACCCCAACAUCCAAAGGAUCCGGAAGGAGGAGAAGGAGCAGAUCAAAACCCUCAACAACAAAUUCGCCUCCUUCAUCGACAAGGUGCGGUUCCUGGAGCAGCAGAACAAGGUGCUGGAGACCAAAUGGAGCCUCCUGCAGGAGCAGGGCAUGAAAACCGUGAGGAACAACCUGGAGCCGCUUUUCGAGACCUACAUCAACAACCUGAGGGUGCAGCUCAACAGCCUCCUGAGCGACAAGGGGCGGCUGGAGGGGGAGCUGCUCAACACCCAGUACCUGGUGGAGGACUUCAAGAAGAAGUACGAGGAUGAGAUCAACAGGAGGACCAUCGCCGAGAACGAGUUUGUGACGCUCAAGAAGGAUGUGGAUGGUUCCUACAUGAACAAGGUGGAACUACAAGCCAAGGCAGACGCUCUGACUGAAGAGAUUAAUUUCCUGAGAACCCUCUACGAGGCCGAGCUGUCCCAGAUGCAGACCCAGAUCUCGGACACCUCGGUGGUGCUGACCAUGGACAACAACCGGAACCUGGACCUGGACAGCAUCAUCUCCGAGGUGAAGGCGCAGUACGAGGACAUCGCCAACCGCAGCCGCGCCGAGGCCGAGUCCUGGUACCAGACCAAGGUGAAGGGCCCGGGGGGUUCCGUGCUCGAAUCUCCACAUCUUGUCUGGAACAGACACAGACAAACCCCGGCUCUUCCCAGAAAACCUCCUCGGAGGUCCCGUUCUCAGGGGCGGGUUUGUCUCCCCCAGUGUGCCAACCUGAAAGCCGCCAUCGCCGACGCCGAGGAGCGCGGGGAGCUCACCCUCAAGGACGCCAAGGCCAAGCUGGCCGAGCUGGAGGACGCCCUGCAACAGGCCAAGGCCGACCUGGCCCGGCAGCUCCGCGAGUACCAGGAGCUCAUGAACGUCAAGCUGGCCCUGGACAUCGAGAUCGCGACCUACAGGAAGCUGCUGGAGGGCGAGGAGUGCAGGCUGGCUGGAGACGGCGUCCCGGUGAACAUCUCCGUCACCAGGACGACCGUGGGCUCGGGCUACGGGGCCGGGAGCAACCUGAGCGUGGCCGGGGGGAUGUGUGGCCUGGGCAGCGGCUUCGGCUGCGCCCCCGGCCCCGGGGGGAGCAGCGCCCUGGCCGCGGGCAGCAGCUCCAGCGUGAAGUUCGUGUCCACCUCCUCCACCCGGAGAAGCUACAGGAGCUAA